GGGACUGGCCAGGGAUGCGCGCGCACCUGCCCUCGCCCCGCCUGCGCGAGAUGGGGGCCGAGGCUCCGCCCCGCGCGCCUCUCCUGAGAUCGGUCAGCUCGGCCGAGGCGUCCGCCCCCGCUGCUUAAAUGGGCUGGCGGGGAACAGCCCCCGGAAACGGCAGUGCACUCCCGGGCUGUGAGCGCGGAGGGCGGCGGCUACAAGGCGCAGAGAGCAUCAUGGCCGAGCAGGUGGCCCUGAGCCGGACCCAGGUGUGCGGGAUCCUGCGGGAAGAGCUGUAUCAGGGUGAUGCCUUCCACCAGUCGGAUACACACAUAUUCAUCAUUAUGGGUGCAUCGGGCGACCUGGCCAAGAAGAAGAUCUACCCCACCAUCUGGUGGUUGUUCCGGGACGGCCUUCUGCCUGAAAAUACCUUCAUUGUGGGCUAUGCCCGUUCCCGCCUCACGGUGGCUGACAUCCGCAAGCAGAGUGAGCCCUUCUUCAAAGCCACCCCAGAGGAGAAGCCCAAGCUGGAGGAGUUCUUUGCCCGCAACUCCUAUGUGGCUGGCCAGUACGAUGACACGGCUUCCUACAAGCGCCUCAACAGCCACAUGAAUGCACUUCCCCAGGGGCUGCAAGCCAACCGUCUCUUCUACCUGGCCUUGCCCCCCACCGUCUAUGAGGCCGUCACUAAGAACAUCCACGAGACCUGCAUGAGCCAGACAGGCUGGAACCGCGUCAUUGUGGAGAAGCCCUUCGGGAGGGACCUACAGAGCUCUGACCAGCUGUCCAACCACAUCUCCUCUCUGUUCCGGGAGGACCAGAUCUACCGCAUCGACCACUACCUGGGCAAGGAGAUGGUCCAGAACCUCAUGGUGCUGAGAUUUGCCAACAGGAUCUUCGGCCCCAUCUGGAACCGGGACAACAUAGCCUGCGUGAUCCUCACCUUCAAGGAGCCCUUUGGCACUGAGGGUCGUGGGGGGUAUUUCGAUGAAUUUGGGAUCAUCCGGGACGUGAUGCAGAACCACCUCCUGCAGAUGCUGUGUCUGGUGGCCAUGGAGAAGCCCGCCUCCACCAACUCGGACGACGUCCGUGAUGAGAAGGUCAAAGUGUUGAAAUGUAUCUCAGAGGUGCGGGCCAAUGAUGUGGUCCUGGGCCAGUAUGUGGGGAACCCCAGUGGAGAGGGCGAGGCCACCAAAGGGUACCUGGACGACCCCACGGUGCCCCAUGGGUCCACCACUGCCACCUUCGCAGCUGUCGUCCUGUAUGUGGAGAAUGAGAGAUGGGACGGGGUGCCUUUCAUCCUGCGCUGCGGCAAAGCCUUGAAUGAGCGCAAGGCAGAGGUGCGACUGCAGUUCCGCGAUGUGGCUGGCGACAUCUUCCACCAGCAGUGCAAGCGCAAUGAGCUGGUGAUCCGCGUGCAGCCCAACGAGGCCGUGUACACCAAGAUGAUGACCAAGAAGCCCGGCAUGUUCUUCAACCCUGAGGAGUCGGAGCUGGACCUGACCUAUGGCAACAGAUACAAGAACGUGAAGCUCCCUGAUGCGUAUGAGCGCCUCAUCCUGGAUGUCUUCUGUGGGAGCCAGAUGCACUUUGUGCGCAGCGACGAGCUCCGGGAGGCCUGGCGGAUCUUCACCCCCUUGCUGCACAAGAUCGAGCUGGAGAAGCCCAAACCCAUCCCCUACAUUUAUGGCAGCCGCGGCCCCGCAGAGGCAGACGAGCUGAUGAAGAGAGUGGGCUUCCAGUACGAGGGCACCUACAAGUGGGUGAACCCCCACAAGCUUUGAGCCUGGUGCCCACCCACACCCCACCCGCCUUGGCCACUCUGUCUCUCCUUCCCACUGUCCGACCCCGCGGGAGGGCUUCGGGACCACAGGCCUCAGUGUCACAUUCCUGGCCCCGGGCUUGGGCCACCCUUUGCCCCUCGCCACUGUUGCUGCUGCUGCCGCCUGCAGCCAGCUACAUUCCUCAGCCACCAAGCACUGGAGACUGACCAUCCCAGGCCCCCUCAGGCCCUGCCUGAGCCAGCCUCGUCCCCUCACUCCAGCCCCAACGGAAGGGAGGAGAAGGGCGGUCUGUCUGUCUGUCUUGGGGCUCCUCAGCCACUGGGACUGGGGAUGGCCCAGGGCAGGAGCCAGGGCUGACGGGGAGGGCUAUGGGCCUCAGUGGGGCAGUGGCCAAACCACACUCCCUGGUGGCUGUGGGCAGGCUCCUCAGAACUUGGGGUGUGAGAGAACCUGCCCGCAACCAAGCCAGCCUCAGUGCCAUUCCACAUUUCUUGUCACCAGCUGGAAGGGCCCUGGUGCUGCCCAGCAAUGCCUUGGGCCCCUAGGAGUCCCCCAGUCCCCCCAACUCUGCACUCCACAGGCCCCACCCUAGCUGCAGGUAGCCUCCCCACCACAGGAAAAGCAGAAGCAGCAGCUGGUACCCCCCGCCACCUCGUCCCUCUCCAU
Messenger RNA from Propithecus coquereli (Coquerel's sifaka), 2432 nucleotides. It is a transcript of the gene G6PD, whose product is annotated as glucose-6-phosphate dehydrogenase. Gene Ontology annotation, biological process: glucose metabolic process; pentose-phosphate shunt, oxidative branch. NCBI's taxonomy places the organism in Eukaryota, Metazoa, Chordata, Mammalia, Primates, Indriidae. Gene Ontology annotation, molecular function: NADP binding; glucose-6-phosphate dehydrogenase activity. Gene Ontology annotation, cellular component: cytosol. The transcript has 13 exons. Bases 129 to 1766 code for a protein of 545 amino acids. The record is from RefSeq and is a predicted model, not a curated record.